UCUCAUGGAGGCGGUACUGCAGAGUGGAUCCAACCCACCGUAAUCCACAACAGGAAAAGAAGGGAAGCAAACACUGGCUGCGGUUCUGCAAAUAGCAACUGUCACAAGCGAAAAGUCUGUUCUUCGUUGCAAGUCAUUUACUUCGGUUCUAACAGUUUCCAGAAGCAGGAAGGAUGUCUGUGACCAUGAGCAGGACCGAUGGGGUCACCGUGUUUACGGUGACCUCUGAGCCUGACAGUCGUUGGCCUCCUUUGUGCCAGAUCAUGAAGAGCCUUUGCUACAGCCCCGUGUGCUGCUCUGUGUCUCAGAAGUUGAGGACAAUCCAGAGGACGUCUCUGUCCGUGCUCGGGACCAUACACAUUAUGAUCGGACUGCUUCAUAUCGGCCUUGGCACCAUCGUCCUCCUGAGUAGAACUUAUAACUGGUUUAUAUAUUCCACUGGCUUCCCUUUCUGGAUGGGAUCUCUGUUCAUUGUUUUUGGCAUCAUGUGCCUUUUGUCUGAGCGGUAUCCGAGUCCAUGCCUGGUCAUCCUCAAUGUGAUUGUCAACCUGGUUGGAGUUGCUAUUGCCAUUUCUGCCAUUGUGUGCUACAGCAUCUAUGUGGGAGAACUUUAUAUAUGGCUUUCCUGUGAAGAGAGAGACAACUACUACUACCCGGUAUAUAUGCGCACAACACCAAGUCCAGUGGCUGAUACUGAUUACAUUAAGAAAAACUGCUUGGAGGGCAAAGCAAUGGUCAUGAUGCUUUUGAGAAGCAUCGUUGGUGUCCUGUGUGUCCUGUCGGUUGUGGAGCUCUGUGUCACCAUCAGCUCUGCUGUAUUGGGCAUCAAAGCUCUGAGACGCGCCAGCAAGGAACAAAACAAGACAUCAGAUGACCCAGAGCUAUACAAGCCACUACUGGAGGAAGUCACCACCGAGCCCGCAGCCUGAACAUCUUCCACUUUCUGUAAACCUGCACUUUUGUUCCUCUGUUGGGGUUAAAAACCACAUUAUUCAUUCGCUUAUAAUCAGUUUGUUUUUAGACUUGAGAUUUUUUUUUCUCCAAAUUAUGUUUUUCUAUUGUCUUUGCACAUUUGAAUUAAAUCUGGGCAUAUUUUAUUAGCUUUUCUUUAUAAUUAAUGUUUUUUUGUCUUUUAUAUUCUAAAGCCAGGAAUUGAUCAAUAAUAUUAUUGUGAUUUCUUUUUUUCUGUAAUUCCAGUUUUCCAGUACUGUUUUGCUACAUAUCUUCAUAUUUGUUUAGGGUUAAAUUUGAAGUUACAUUAUGGUGGAUUUUUUUUUGUUUCAGUGUUUGUUCUAAAAUGCCUUGUAAAUAUUUGACAGUCGAAUGAGUCAGGGGAAGUUGGCGCUUAACUACUUGCACAAAGAGCCUUUAGGUUCGGUUCAGUUGAAUUAAUUCAAGGAAGCGAAGUCAAAAAUGAAAGCUGAACUUGUUCCCUUCAUGUCUCUACUAGUGUUGAAGCUUUAACGGCUGCCAAAUGUGGUUCUACAGAGCAUUAACUCAUCUGAACCUCAUGUAUCAACUUCCAUUCAGUUCACAACUGUGCACUGCUUUGUUUUGGUCUAUCACAUAAAAUCGCAAUAAGUUUUAUUGAAGUCCGUGACGUGACAAAGUAAAAGGUUUAAUGAGUGUUAAUGCUUUUAUAUGGCACUGUAUGUCCCGAACCAUAGUAAAUAUAUUUAGGAGGAUGAUAAAGUUAAUCUGAUGUUUGAAGUAGAUUAUUUUAUGAAAUUUCUGACUCGACUUCAGCAAUGUCCCAGGAUGUUCCUAAUCUGUUCGCAGUUUCUGUUCCUCCAAAGGUGGGAUGACGAAGUGUACCAAAAAGUGAUGCCUAUUUUGGGAAUGUUCAGCAAACUUAACUUUGAAACCUGUUUUUAUUAACCACAAGCUUAGAACGCCUGAUAAGGAUGCAAAUUACUGUAAGCAACUGCAGCUUGCUACAGUUUUACUGUUGCUGUAUAAUGAAUAAAUCAGCAUAUAUGUAUUUUUUAACCAUGGUUUUGAUACAUGACUUUGAUUAUGAUUGCAAUAUUUUCAAUUUCCCAGAUGUUGUUUUGUGCUCUUAAUCCUUGAUAUCCAAGAUUCAAGAUCCAAGACACUCUGAGCUGGGCCAGAGGAAAGAACCGUUUGGUCAGGAGCUGGGGCCAGCUACCAGUCCUGUGGUGAAGGCCAUGUUGAAAAUGAUCCAAGUCACCUUUUUGCUUUUAAUCUUCUAAAAUAAGGACUAAAACACUGGGGAAUUGAGCACUUCACGGGCUUACAGUAUAUCAUCCUGACUCAAGUCUUCACACAGUUAAAACUGCACCAUAAUGUUUUGCUCAGUCUCUAUUUUCCAGUAAAUAUAGAAACCUGUUUUUGACUCAUUUCUCAAACCUGUUUUCCUGUUCUUUCCAGGCAACUCAGGUAGCUCCAUCUGUCUUCCCCUGUUUUUAACCAGCCUCAUAAAAAGCUGCAAAACUCCUUUAAACUCAAUUUAUAUUUUCAGGUUUGGGACUAAUAAAUAGACGAUAAGCAACAGGUUUUAUUUAUGGACAGACUUUAAAUCAUACUGAGAACAGUGUAAAAAUAUCACUGAGGAUUUCUUGCUUUUUGAACUCUAUCUUUUUCAGUUUUGUGUAAUUCAAACUACAGUCCCACUUAUAAAUUUUAAACAAAUGAUCUAUUCUUUAUUUUCCAGGCAGUCAGACUUUCUUAUGAACUAAAAACUAAAUUAAAAAGAAUCCUUCAGAAAGCCUGGAGGACGGAUGGGUGAAUGAACGGAUUUUUGUGGGAAAGCAGGUUUUAAUUUUGAAUUAACAGUGUAACAUUAAAAUGAAAACAUGACCUAAAA
Girardinichthys multiradiatus is the source of this 2827-nucleotide messenger RNA. RefSeq names its product transmembrane protein 176B-like. Gene Ontology annotation, cellular component: membrane. The coding region runs from base 174 to 929 and encodes 251 amino acids. The record is from RefSeq and is a predicted model, not a curated record. Lineage: Eukaryota; Metazoa; Chordata; Actinopteri; Cyprinodontiformes; Goodeidae. The transcript has 7 exons.